Messenger RNA from Cyclocybe aegerita, 396 nucleotides. The record is from the annotation of a GenBank genome assembly. Lineage: Eukaryota; Fungi; Basidiomycota; Agaricomycetes; Agaricales; Hemipholiotaceae.
AUGACCACAAUACCCUCCCGCCUCGCGACCCUCACACGGACAUCGCCCAGCGCCUCCGACGCACGAAAGCGCGUUCUGAAGCUCUACAGGGACUGGUAUCGCUCUGCACCCGAAAUUUGUACGCUCUACUCUCUCAGCCAGAGCCCAUCACAAGUGCGGCAUGCCAUCCGACAAAAGUUCGAGAAGAACCGGAAUGUCACGGACCCACGCGCCAUCGACGUCUUGGUCCUGAAAGGCAGACAGGACUACCAGGAGACGAUGAACUGCUGGAAGCAGACGGACCAUGUUGUGGGGAUUUUGUUAGAGUCGAGAGAUAGGCCGCAGAGGACGUUCUUGCAGAAGUUCUACGAAGGGCGAGACGAGGAGGCUAUUGUCCCAGCUGCAUCUGGAAUUUAG